Molecule: messenger RNA, 763 nt
Organism: Spirodela intermedia
Lineage: Eukaryota; Viridiplantae; Streptophyta; Magnoliopsida; Alismatales; Araceae
Source: the annotation of a GenBank genome assembly
AUGGAUUGGUGGGAGAAGGCGGUCCUGCCGCCGGUGAAGCGAGCCUGGGUCGCCGUCGCCGCCGCCGCCGCUUCCCGAGCCAAGCCCGGUAGGAAGAUCGGUGAGCCCUCUUCCUUCUUUCCUUCCCGGUGACAUCUCUCUCUCUCUCUCUCUCUAUCUCUAUCUCUUGCCGGUCUAGUUUGUAGAGAGGGAAAGGGAGAGACUGGUUCGGAAUUCCUAAAUCGAAUCGACGCUGGAGGAUCGGAUUCACGGAAGAUCGACCUCUUUUUGGGGAAGGAUAGGAACCCCAGAGAGAGAGAGAGAGAGAGAGAGAGAUGGACGCGGGUGGCGCCGCCGCUGCGCCGCCGCUGCGCCGCCGCAACGGUUGUCGGUGGGGUGGGGAUGGUCGUUGACUGGGUUGUGCGUGUGGGCAGGGACGGGGAUAGAGAAGCUGGAAGACGACGUGCAGACGUGCGAGUACGAGGACGUGCAGGUGAUGUGGGAGAUGCUGAGGACGGAGAUGGAGAUCUCCUCGCAGAGGCCCAAGCGCAGGCGCGCGCCCCUCGCCAAGGCCUUUGUCUGGUUCGACCGCCCGGCGGCGCCGCCACCGGCUCACGGAGGUCUAUGCACAGAGCCCCGCGGAGGACGGCCGGAGAAGCGCGAGGUUCGCCGGCGCCGCCCUCUGCGUCGACCGCUGCCUCCCCAAGUGAACCACCACCACCGCCGCCGCCGGCGCCGCCUCCCCAGCUGUAUAGACGCCCUCUCUCUCUCAAUAGGUUCCUAG